UCACCCACCCACAUCUAAUUAAUUGUUUCAUCUCUCUACUCCCUACAAACACAUCCACACAUCAUCUCUCCACUCAAAACACCUUUUCAAUUUUCUUCUGUUGAAUUGUGCAGUCUUGGGUAGAGAUGGCAUCUCUUACUGUAUCAGCUCCCUGCAAGCUAUCCUCUGCAUCAUCCAGCCUGGCAGGUAUGAAGCUCACCUCCAGGCCCACAGGAGCCCAACAAAACAGGGUUGUUAGGAUGCCUGUGAAGGCUGCUUCCAAUGCAAGCAUUGAGGUGGAGAAGAAGGAGGACAAAGAAGCCAUGCAGAGGAGGUCAGUGAUGUUUGCUGCUGCUGCUGCAGCCGUGAGUGCAGUGUCUCAGGGGAUGAAUGCCAUGGCAGGUGAGCCCAAGAAUGGAAGCCCAGAGGCCAAGAAACUCUACGCAAGAAUCUGUGUCACAAUGCCCACUGCUAAAGUCUGCCGCAACUAGAUUUAUUACCUCCAUGUAUGAAUCAGUAUUAUUACUUGUUUUUCUAUUAUCAUUAGAAUGGCAAGAACUCAAUUGUAAUGUAAUGCUAAAUGAAAACUUUGCUGUUUGAUUCA
This is a messenger RNA of Cryptomeria japonica (Japanese cedar), 583 nucleotides long. Its product is annotated as photosystem II 5 kDa protein, chloroplastic. The transcript has a single exon. Lineage: Eukaryota; Viridiplantae; Streptophyta; Pinopsida; Cupressales; Cupressaceae. The coding region runs from base 126 to 470 and encodes 114 amino acids. The record is from RefSeq and is a predicted model, not a curated record.